CCUCUUCACUGCCUCCAGUUUGCAUGUGGUUGUUUGCGUAUGAACGUGCCUUCAUGUGAGAUGUGAGUAAGCCAGAUCUUCUUCACUUGGGACCUUAUUUUCAGUCUCCACCGGGAAGGCUGCACUGCUGACACUCGGAUCCUGAGAAGUGGAGCCAUUGUGUUGGUUCUGUGUUUUAUUUGGAUUCCCAAAGCAGAACCUCUUUCAUUGUGCAUCAGGGGAGACACCAUGGGGUCCAGUUCCUCCUCUUUCCCUCACCGAAACAUUUACCUGGAUGUUGAUGGGAAGGUGCAAAAGGUGGUAUUCAGUCAGCACAGCAGUCCAUGUGACAUCAAGGAACUUUUAUGUUCCUCAUCCAACCUUCCCAGGAACACAGCAAUCAAGUUGAUAAAUCCAGAAGGGGCCAUGGUCUCUAUUGAUGCCACAGUGCCGGCCAACUCUCCAAAUUUUCUUUACAAAGUUGUCCCAUUGUCCACCAGUCAGCCACCAGCAGAGAGAGAGGACAUGUUUCAGAGCUUGUUAACUCAGGUUGCUGAGCAGUUUACCAGAGCCUUUCGCAUUAAUGAGCUGAAGACUGAAGUCACCAACCGACUGGCAGCACUGGAGAAGAGAGUUGAAAUGGAGGGCUUGAAAGUAGUCGAAAUUGAAAAGUGCAAAAAUGAUUUGAGGAAACUUCGAGAUGAAGUGACAUCAAGAGGUGGAAGCAGGGUAAACUGUUCAUGCAAAUACAGCUUCACAGAUGAAGGGAAGAAGGUCACACCGAGACGAGAUGUCCCCACCUACCCGAAGUACACACUUUCUCAGGAGACAAUUGAGGCACUGAAGAAGCCAACAUUUGACGUUUGGCACUGGGAACACAAUGAGAUGCUAAGUUGUCUGGAAUUCAUGUACCAUGACUUGGGACUUGUGAAGGAAUUCAACAUGAAUCCCAUUAUACUUAAACGCUGGCUGCUGGCAAUCCAGGAAAACUAUCGCGAUAAUCCCUUCCACAACUUUCGUCAUUGCUUCUGUGUUAGUCAGAUGAUGUAUGGCAUGAUUCACCUCUGCAGCCUGCAGGGGAAGCUGACACUCACAGAUUUGGGCAUUUUAAUGACAGCUGCAGUGUGUCAUGACCUGGACCACCCUGGCUACAACAACACGUACCAAAUCAAUGCUCGCACAGAGCUGGCAGUGCGCUACAAUGACAUCUCCCCUCUGGAAAACCAUCAUUGCGCUGUGGCUUUUCAGAUUCUGUCCCUUCCUGAGUGCAACAUCUUUGCUAAUGUCGAUCCAGAGACAUUCAGAAAGAUCCGACAGGCCAUUAUCACUCUUAUUCUGGCCACGGACAUGGCUAAGCAUGGUGAGAUCCUCGAAGGCUUCAAGCAGAAACUGGACAACUUUGAUUUUAACAAUGAGGAGCAUGUCACAUGUCUAAAGAAGGUGUUGAUUAAGUGCUGCGAUAUCUCCAAUGAGGUGAGGCCAUCUGAGGUUGCUGAGCCCUGGGUGGACUGUUUGCUGGAGGAGUACUUCAUGCAGAGCGACAGAGAGAAGUCUGAGGGACUUCCAGUAGCUCCCUUCAUGGACAGAGACAAAGUUACCAAACCGACAGCUCAGAUUGGGUUCAUCAAGUUUGUCCUCAUCCCUAUGUUUGAGACUGUCAUGAAGCUAUUCCCCCAGAUCGAAGAAAUCAUGGUUCAGCCUUUGAGAGACUCUCGGGACCAUUAUGAGGAGCUGAAGCAGCUUGAAGACUCAAUGACAGAGCAGUCUUCUUUCAUGAGCCGAUUGAGGAAAGACUUGAAAAGCGAGUGAGGCCCAUGUGAAGACAUCCAGUGCUGACUACUAAAACAGAUUCUGAGGAUGACAGCUGAAGCAGAGGGCCGAGAUAUGAGUGUUAUAGCUCUUCAGCAGGCUGAACUAAAAUUAGUCAUUGCAUGUCUUUGACUUUGACUUUUAGAGUGGACUUUGAAAGGAGGUGGUGAUCCUCCAUGUAUAUUUAUGUUGAGACAGCAAUUUUCAUUUUGUAAUUUUUAUUGAACGAAAUAUUGGUGAUAUGGCUUUCUCCAAACAGAAAGUAAUUUGUUUUAAUUUGUUAUGCGCGUUAACAAUCUUAAGAGCUAAUGAGUUUGCCUAGUUCACCAAAGGUUUAGCAAUUCUUUUAAUAAUAAUUGAAUUAAAUGGACCAAAGUUACGCCAUUUAAAUUACGUCUAGCAAUAAAGGUUUUAGCUGGUAUGGUGUACACAAUGUUUUUUUUUUUAAACAAACAAAAAUACUUCUGAUCUCUUAAAUAUUUUUCCUUUUAGCUUACUCUUGACUUUCACUUUUUUGAGAAAUAGACUGCCUUCAGUGUGUUGGGGACAGUUUAUCACACCAAGCCCUGUUUGCUCAGAUUUUCAUAUGAUUGUAUUAAUGUUGCUGUUCAAGCACAUUAUAACUGUUUGUUAGUGCUUAUUAUGACAAACUAUUUAGGUAUUAGGUCCUUCCUUCUUGCACAGUGCUCAAAUUCUUUAUUCAAUAAAGCCUCUUUGAUUUUCUUUGAAAUGUUAUAUGGCCUGUACUUAUAUAGUACUUUACAUUACAUUCAGCUAUUCACCCAUUCACACACACUGUGGCAAGCCAUCAUUGUAGCCACAGCUGCCCUGAGGCUCACUGACAGAAGUGAGGCUGCCGUAUACUGGCGCCACAUGGCCCUCCAACCACCAUCAGCAGGCAAUGGCGGUGAAGUGCCUUGCCCAAGGAAACAACGACACUGAACAGACAACCCUCCAGUUGCAGGGCAAACUCCUUCAGCCGACACCACUGUCACCCCAACACUCUGAUCAACACUCUGAUCAGUUCAUCUCAAACAUUAUCUCAAGGCUUUGUUCACUUAAAUGCAAUGUAAUAUUUAUGCAUUUAUUUUCAU
Cyprinodon variegatus (sheepshead minnow) is the source of this 2882-nucleotide messenger RNA. RefSeq names its product phosphodiesterase 9A (gene pde9ac). Gene Ontology annotation, molecular function: 3',5'-cyclic-GMP phosphodiesterase activity. The coding region runs from base 229 to 1788 and encodes 519 amino acids. Lineage: Eukaryota; Metazoa; Chordata; Actinopteri; Cyprinodontiformes; Cyprinodontidae. The record is from RefSeq and is a predicted model, not a curated record. The transcript is spliced from 19 exons. Gene Ontology annotation, biological process: cGMP catabolic process.